Zingiber officinale is the source of this 372-nucleotide messenger RNA. RefSeq lists its product as uncharacterized. NCBI's taxonomy places the organism in Eukaryota, Viridiplantae, Streptophyta, Magnoliopsida, Zingiberales, Zingiberaceae. The transcript has a single exon. The coding region runs from base 1 to 372 and encodes 123 amino acids. The record is from RefSeq and is a predicted model, not a curated record.
AUGACUGGAUGCAAACUGAUUGGAACGCCGUUGGACGUCAAUCUUAAACUAAGGCAAGAGGCAGAGGAUAUCUUGAAGGACUCGACCAUGUACCGUGGGAGCCUAAACUAUCUCACUCUGACAAGGUCAGACAUUGCGUAUGCCGUGAGCGUGCUUAGUCAGUUCACGCAGGAACCAAAGAAGCCAGACUUUGAUGUCGCACGGCAGAUCCAAAAGAACACAGUCGGACUUGGGAUCCUUGGAAGGAAGGAUGUGGACUUCAGAUUCAACGGAUACACAGAUGCGGAUUGGGCUGGAAACUCAUAUUCACGAAGAUCCGCGACUGGCUACUGCUUCCGCCUAGAGAGCGGCUUUCUUUCUUUCUUGGAGUAG